Messenger RNA from Candida dubliniensis CD36, 1818 nucleotides. It is a transcript of the gene PLB1, whose product is annotated as Plb1p. The transcript has a single exon. Gene Ontology annotation, molecular function: A2-type glycerophospholipase activity. The coding region runs from base 1 to 1818 and encodes 605 amino acids. Gene Ontology annotation, biological process: glycerophospholipid catabolic process. Lineage: Eukaryota; Fungi; Ascomycota; Pichiomycetes; Serinales; Debaryomycetaceae. Gene Ontology annotation, cellular component: intracellular membrane-bounded organelle; cytosol; plasma membrane. The record is from RefSeq and is a predicted model, not a curated record.
AUGAAUUUGUAUCAUCUAUUUAUUUUGCUUAUUAUAAACUACUGUGUUGCUACAUCACCAACUAAAGGUUACGCACCAGGUCCAGUCUCUUGCCCAAGUAAUCAAUUGACUAGAUCUGGAUCACAAGGAAUCAAUCCCAAUGAACAAUCAUAUAUUAAUGCUAGGUAUCCUAUUGCUAAACAGGCAUUAUCUCAAUUUUUGCACAAUGCAAAAUUACAGGACUUUGAUGUCGAUUCAUUCUUGGCACACUCAAACCCAACUAUUGGUAUUGCAUUCAGUGGUGGCGGGUAUAGAUCAAUGUUGACUGGGGCAGGGGAAAUCAGUAGCUUGGAUUCAAGAACAAAAUCCAAUACUCCAGUUUUGGCAGGUAUUUUACAAGCUUCAAGUUAUAUUGCAGGGUUAUCGGGUGGAUCUUGGUUGGUUGGAAGUCUUGCAAGUAAUAAUUUAAUUUCCGUUGAUGACAUGUUAUCUCAAGGCUUGUGGGAACUCACUCAUUCAUUUCUUAGUUACUAUGGCAUUGAGCAUCCUAUAAAGCAAGUUGAAGCAUGGGUUGAUGUUGCUACCCAAGUUAACAGCAAGAGAAAUGCCAAUUUCAAUGUCUCUCUUACUGACAUAUAUGGAAGAUUACUAAGCUACCCCUUGCUAACAAACACAGAAAAUGAAGGUGAUGCUUAUUUGUGGUCCGAUGUAACCAGUACUUCAAGUUUUCAAAGUCAUCAGAUACCCUUUCCAAUUUUGAUCAGUGAUGGUAGAGCUCCAGAUACUACCAUUAUUAAUCUCAAUUCUACUGUGAUUGAAUUAACCCCAUAUGAAUUUGGUUCGUGGGACCCCAGCUUAAAUGAAUUUGUUGACACUAGAUAUUUGGGAACAAAAUUAGAUAAUGGCCUUCCAACUGGUCAAUGUUAUAAUGGAUUUGACAAUGCUGGAUUUUUCAUUGGGACUUCUUCUGCUCUUUUCAAUCAAGCAGUUUUGUCUAUAAACAACGCUAACAUACCUAGUUUUUUGAAAAAUAUAAUUGAUGAUAUUUUGGUAGACCCAGUUCUCAAAUCCAAUAUAGACGUUUCUGCUUACAAUCCAAAUCCAUUUUUCAAAAGCUCUGGUGGCAAUACUCCUAUUUCUCAAUCAAAGGACCUUUACUUGGUUGAUGGAGGAGAAGAUGGUCAGAAUAUUCCAUUAAGUCCCUUGUUGCAUCGUAAAGUAAGCGCCAUAUUUGCCUUUGACAAUUCCAAUGAUAUUUCAAAUUGGCCAGAUGGGUCUUCGUUAGUGAAAACCUAUGAACGUCAAUUCUCACCACAGGGUAAUGGGGUUGCUUUCCCGUAUGUCCCUGAUCAAUACACUUUCCGUAAUUUGAACUUGACUAGCAGACCUACAUUUUUUGGUUGUGAUGCAAAAAACUUGACCUCCUUGACAAAGGAUAUUUAUGAUGUUCCCUUGGUAAUUUACUUAGCCAAUCGUCCAUUCACCUACUGGUCAAAUACUUCAACAUUCAAAUUAACUUACGACGACAACGAAAGACAGGGAAUGAUUUCUAAUGGAUUUGAAAUUGCCACUAGAUCAAGUGGAUCUUUGGAUAAUGAGUGGGCAGCUUGUGUUGGAUGUGCCAUCAUACGAAGAGAACAAGAGAGACAAGGUAUUGAACAGACUGAACAAUGUAAGAGAUGUUUUGAAAACUAUUGUUGGGAUGGCACCAUCUACAAAGGUGCUCCAUUAGGUGAAAACUUUAGCGAUGAAGGGUUAACCAAUAGUGCUGCUGAAUAUAACCUGAAUAAUGUGGCUGGUAUCAAUGACGGAGGAACUCUGAUUUUGAAAAAAGCAUAA